This is a messenger RNA of Talaromyces rugulosus, 1602 nucleotides long. RefSeq lists its product as uncharacterized. The record is from RefSeq and is a predicted model, not a curated record. NCBI's taxonomy places the organism in Eukaryota, Fungi, Ascomycota, Eurotiomycetes, Eurotiales, Trichocomaceae. Bases 1 to 1602 code for a protein of 533 amino acids. The transcript has a single exon.
AUGGACAAAGCCUUAUCUUUCGCCGCCUUUCUCCUAUUGACGAGGCUUUCUGCGGCCACUCUCUACGACACCAUCAUCCAGACCAAAUAUGGUGCUGUCCAGGGCUACCCGGCCUUUAGCAGCGAGACCGCCGGCAAUCUGACUCACUGGCAAGAUGUUGCUGUGUGGAGAGGUAUUCCGUUUGCAGCGACAACUGCUGGUAAAAACCGUUUCAAGGAACCGCAGCCAGCCAGUCCAUGGAAUAGCACGCUAUAUGCCUCAUCUUGGGGCCCUGUCUGUCCGUCCGCCACCUCAGAUACCGGCAAUUACACCAUUAAUGAGGACUGUCUCAACCUCAAUAUCUGGAGUGCUGCAAAUUUUACCGAUAGUAGGCUACCUGUGGUCAUGUGGACCUACCCUGCUGCAUCCACCGCUGCUGAUUCCUUGUUUAACGGCGGCGGCAUGGCUGACAAGGGCAUCGUCUUCGUGAACUACAAUUACCGAUCCGGGUCCUUUGGCUGGCUGUCGCAUCCAGACCUCUCAAAGGAGUUUUAUAAGGUCUCGGGCUCCAACUCGUCUGGAAACUGGGCCAUGCUUGAUCAGUUCGCCGCUCUGGAAUGGGUUUACAACAACAUCGCUGCUUUUGGCGGUGAUCCGGACCAUAUCACGGUAAUGGGUCAGUCGGCUGGGUCUGCAGCCACACAGCACAUGCUCAAUAGUCCCUUGACCAAGGGGCUCAUUGUCGGUGCAAUUAUUGAGAGUGGUGUGCGCGACCCACAGGAUCCAUUGUGCUCAUCUCUGGCCGAGAACUACAUAACGCUCGCCGACGCCGAGCUCCAAGGUAUUGAAUACCUCAAAUCUUUGAAUGUAAGCACCAUUGAAGAGGCACGGGAGCUGCCCAUGGACGAUCUCAUCUCCGGUUCGUCUACCCCGGGCAGCUCCUCAUCAUUCAGCUUUACUGCAGUACUCGACUACUACGCCAUGCCGGACACUUAUUACAACACUCUGGUGAAAGGAUUGGCGCAUAAUGUGCCCGUGAUCACGGGAAACACCAAGGAUGAAAACGGUGCCACUUAUAACCUGAGUAUUACCGUUUCCGAGUAUCUGUCAGACAUGAACGAAACGUUCUCGGGGGUGUGGCUGGACCACUUCCUCAAGCAAUAUCCAGCUAACGACUCUGUUACUGCGCGAGGCGCGUACGAUUCACAAUGGACUGAUCGUUCCAAAGUUGGCACCUGGAUGUGGGCGCAGUUGUGGAACACAACGCGCACGGCGUCUGUGUAUACUUAUUUCUGGGACCACGCACCGCCAGGCCAAAACCAGGGUGCCCACCACGAAUCGGAGAUUAACUAUGUUCUAAACAACCUGUAUGACACGGAUCUGCCCUGGGAGUCUGCGGACUACACCAUUGCCGAGAAAAUGAACUCCUACUGGGUUAACUUUAUCAAAACGGGAGAUCCUAAUGGGUUAGAUUCUAAUGGAAAUGCUCUGGUAGAAUGGGCAGCAACAAACUCCUCUAAAGUGGUCCAGCACGUUGGUGACGGCUGGGGAAAUAUACCUAUUUCGCCUCCGGCUAGGGUGGAACUGUUUGAGCAGUGGUUUGCGACUCUACCUUAUUUCUAG